Messenger RNA from Saimiri boliviensis boliviensis (Bolivian squirrel monkey), 2765 nucleotides. RefSeq names its product hepatocyte growth factor (gene HGF). NCBI's taxonomy places the organism in Eukaryota, Metazoa, Chordata, Mammalia, Primates, Cebidae. Gene Ontology annotation, molecular function: signaling receptor binding; serine-type endopeptidase activity. Gene Ontology annotation, biological process: proteolysis; positive regulation of protein phosphorylation; hepatocyte growth factor receptor signaling pathway. The record is from RefSeq and is a predicted model, not a curated record.
CACACAACAAACUUAGCUCAUCGCAAUAAAAAGCAGCUCAGAGCCGACUGGCUCUUUUAGGCACUGACUCCGGACAGGAUUCUUUCACCCAGGCAUCUCCUCCAGUGGGAUCCGCCAGCCGGUCCAGCAGCACCAUGUGGGUGACCAAACUCCUGCCAGCCCUGCUGCUGCAGCAUGUCCUCCUGCAUCUCCUCCUGCUCCCCAUCGCCAUCCCCUAUGCAGAGGGACAUAAGAAAAGAAGAAAUACAAUUCAUGAAUUUAAAAAGUCAGCAAAGACUACCCUAAUCAAAAUAGACCCAUCACUGAAGAUAAAAACCAAAAAAGUGAAUACUGCAGACGAAUGUGCUAAUAGAUGUACUAGGAAUAGAGGACUUCCAUUCACUUGCAAGGCUUUUGUUUUUGACAAAGCAAGAAAACGAUGCCUCUGGUUUCCCUUCAAUAGCAUGUCAAAUGGAGUGAGAAAAGAAUUUGGCCAUGAAUUUGACCUCUAUGAAAACAAAGACUACAUUAGAAACUGCAUCAUUGGUAAAGGAGGCAGCUACAAGGGAACAAUAUCUAUCACUAAAAGUGGCAUCAAAUGUCAGCCCUGGAGUUCCAUGGUACCACACGAACACAGCUUUUUGCCUUCGAGCUAUCGGGGUAAAGACCUACAGGAAAACUACUGUCGAAAUCCUCAAGGGGAAGAAGGGGGACCCUGGUGUUUCACAAGCAAUCCAGAGGUACGCUACGAAGAAUGUGACAUUCCUCAGUGUUCAGAAGUUGAAUGCUUGAUCUGCAAUGGGGAAAAUUAUCGAGGUCUCAUGGAUCAUACAGAAUCAGGCAAGAUUUGCCAGCGCUGGGAUCAUCAGACACCACACCGGCAUAAAUUCUUGCCUGAAAGAUAUCCCGACAAGGGCUUUGAUGAUAAUUAUUGCCGCAAUCCCGAUGGCAAGCCGAGGCCAUGGUGCUAUACUCUUGACCCUCACACCCGCUGGGAGUACUGUGCAAUUAAAACAUGUGUAGCCGACAGUACUAUGAAUCACACUAAUGUUCCUAUGGAAACAACUGAAUGCGUACAAGGUCAAGGAGAAGGCUACAGGGGCACUGUCAAUACCAUUUGGAAUGGAAUUCCAUGUCAGCGUUGGGAUUCUCAGUAUCCUCACAAACAUGACAUGACUCCUGAAAAUUAUAAAUGCAAAGACCUACGAGAAAAUUACUGUCGAAAUCCAGAUGGGUCUGAAUCACCCUGGUGUUUUACCACUGAUCCAAACAUCCGAAUUGGCUACUGCUCCCAAAUUCCAAACUGUGAUAUGUCAAAUGGACAAGAUUGUUAUCGUGGGAAUGGCAAAAAUUAUAUGGGCAAUUUAUCUAAAACAAGAUCUGCACUAACAUGUUCAAUGUGGGACAAGAACAUGGAAGACUUACACCGUCAUAUCUUCUGGGAACCAGAUGCAAGUAAGCUGAAUGAGAAUUACUGCCGGAAUCCAGAUGAUGAUGCUCAUGGACCCUGGUGCUACACAGGAAAUCCGCUCAUUCCUUGGGAUUAUUGCCCCAUUUCUCGUUGUGAAGGUGAUACCACACCUACAAUAGUCAAUUUAGACCAUCCUGUAAUAUCUUGUGCCAAAACGAAACAAUUGAGAGUUGUAAAUGGGAUUCCAACACGAACAAAUGUAGGAUGGAUGGUUAGUUUGAAAUACAGAAAUAAACAUAUCUGCGGAGGAUCACUGAUAAAGGAAAGUUGGGUUCUUACUGCACGACAGUGUUUCCCUUCUCGAGACCUGAAAGAUUAUGAAGCUUGGCUUGGAAUUCAUGAUGUCCAUGGAAGAGGAGAUGAGAAACGCAAACAGGUUCUAAAUGUUUCCCAGCUGGUAUAUGGCCCUGAAGGAUCAGAUCUGGUUUUACUGAAGCUUGCCAGGCCUGCUGUCCUGGAUGAUUUUGUCAGUACAAUUGAUUUACCUAAUUAUGGCUGCACAAUUCCUGAAAAGACCUCUUGCAGUGUUUAUGGCUGGGGCUACACUGGAUUGAUCAACUAUAACGGUCUAUUACGAGUGGCACAUCUCUAUAUAGUGGGAAAUGAGAAAUGCAACCAGUAUCAUCAAGGGAAGGUGAUUCUGAAUGAGUCUGAAAUAUGUGCAGGGGUUGAAAACAUUGGAUCAGGACCAUGUGAGGGGGAUUAUGGUGGCCCACUUGUUUGUGAACAACAUAAAAUGAGAAUGGUUCUUGGUGUCAUUGUUCCUGGUCGUGGAUGUGCCAUUCUAAAUCGUCCUGGUGUUUUUGUCCGAGUAGCAUAUUAUGCAAAAUGGAUACACAAAAUUAUUUUAACAUAUAAGGUACCACAGUCAUAGCUGAAGAAAGUGUGUCUGAAGCACCCAUCAAUACAACUGUCUCCCACAUGAAGAUUUCAGAGAAUGUGGAAUUUAAAACGUCACUUACAACAAUCCUAAGACAACUACUGGAGAGUUACGUUUGUUAAAAUUCUCAUUAAUGUUUAUGGGUGUUUUCUGUUGUUAUGUUUGUGUUAUUUUGUCAAUGCUGAAGUGAAUUAAGGUACAUGCAAGAGUAGUAACAUAUCUCCUGAAGAUACUUGAAUGGAUUAAAAAAAGACACAGGUAUAAUUGUUGGAUGAUAAAGAUUUAAUGGGAAAAAAUUCAAUCUCUCUAUGCUGCUUACUGAGGUUGGUUUCUUAAUAAUGAGCAAACCAUAAAUUAAAUAUUAUUUUAACCUCACCAGAACAGUUUAUGCCUUGUGUCCCUUAAUUGUAGCCCAAUAUUAAAUUAUAUUACAUU